AUUAUUAUUAUUAUUAUUAUUAUCUCCUCCAGUGAUAGAGAGGGAGUGUCUGGUAGUGAGAGACUAUUACUGGUGGCCUUCAGUGAGACGUCUCUUUGAGUCUCAGGUACUCAUUGGUACUUCAUUAAGAGGAACCCACAAACUCAGUUCUCACGAUCUACUCACAUUCAUAAUACAAUCAGCAACCUUUCAAACUAAUUACCGUUCAUUAAAGCAGACUUAUGAGUUAGCAAUGUUAGAAGAAGGUGAGUUUGAUGAGAGAGUGUUCCUCAACAGUUCAGAGACUGAUCAUGAGGAGGAGGAGCUCCUGGGAAGAUCAGAUGAAAAGAAUGAGAGAUUGGAGCCAAUCGGUGUCAUUUAUCAAUCUCCCCAGUAUUUGCAGUAUGGUACUCCGUUAAGCGGAAGAGAAUAUUUAUCAACAAGAGAAAACAAGUUGACUCCAGUAUCAGAUGCUAAUCAAUCAGUGAUACAGUUACAUUUAUUAUUAGAAGAAUCACUACCAGAACCAACUGACAUCAUCUAUAACACGUGCAGGUAUAUUAAUAGUCUAUUAACCUUAAUAUAUUAACCAGUUAACCCUACGGAGAUAAUGCAGAUAGGACCGUCUAACU
Molecule: messenger RNA, 611 nt
Organism: Amphimedon queenslandica
Lineage: Eukaryota; Metazoa; Porifera; Demospongiae; Haplosclerida; Niphatidae
Product: retinoblastoma-like protein 2
Exons: 5
Coding region: 233-568 (111 amino acids)
Source: RefSeq, a predicted model, not a curated record